This is a messenger RNA of Girardinichthys multiradiatus, 11038 nucleotides long. Its product is annotated as BAH and coiled-coil domain-containing protein 1-like. Gene Ontology annotation, molecular function: chromatin binding. Lineage: Eukaryota; Metazoa; Chordata; Actinopteri; Cyprinodontiformes; Goodeidae. The coding region runs from base 560 to 9211 and encodes 2883 amino acids. The transcript has 30 exons. The record is from RefSeq and is a predicted model, not a curated record.
GAGGUGCGCAGUUGCAUCGGGAGAGAAACCGCUGCUCGGAGAUCCGAGCCGCAAUCCAGCCAGGCCGGAAGCCCCAGUCCCACUGGCCUCUGCUUUCACAGACUGAAGCAGUCUACUACUGCACAGCCUCAGAUGGAGAUAUUCCACUCUAGCCACACUAAUCUCAGAUUCUGAUUUUAAAUGGGCGUCGCACUUGCACCUUCUGUCCCAGAGUUUUGUGAUUUUAGAAUUUAUUGUUAUGCAAGGAUUUAACACACCAAUUACGGCAGUUUGUUGCAAAUUCCGAGAAGAGGGGCAUUGCCGGGAGAGAGCGGGAAUCAUGUACAACCGCUUCGGGCUGAGGUGCACUCCCAGCCGGCCAACUCAACCGCGGAGGUCGGCCUUCCUUCGUACGACCAGACCCAAAAGAUGAUCGGGAGCUGCGCUUUUGGCUGGAGAAGCCUGCGAUCGACUGGAUGCAACACAUAGACAGCGAAGGGAAAGGAUUAUUUUAUGGGUUUGCAUCGGAUUUCCAUUACCUUCCCCGUCCGGAUUUCGGAUUACUAAACAUUCCCGCGGAAUGGAAGGACGGGAUUUUGCUGCUCCGGCGCACCUCCUUUCGGAGCGGGGCGCCCUGGUGCACCGAGCCGCCUCUCGGAUCGAUCCCUCGGGCCACAGCUCCGUUCAGCACGCGGGUCACUUCCCACCAGGGAAGUACUACCCGUCACACAUACCGAUGGCUCCCCACUCAGGCAGUGGAUUGAUGGGCAACUCAUCGGCCUCUUUCAUGGGGACCUUCCUGGCCGGUAGUUUGGGUUCCCCGCCGUCUCACCCGCCUCACCCCUCCCGACCGCCUUCCUCCCCCUCUUCGCCCUCCUUCCGAGGUGGACCUCACUCCAGCGCCUCGCAGAUCUGGUUUCCCCAUUCCCAUGAAGGUCCAGGAUAUCCUCGAUUUUCAGGGAGUCUGGCCCACACUUUUCUUCCAAUGAGUCACUUAGAUCACCAUGCCAAUAGUGGUGUUCUGUAUGGACAGCACCGUUUCUAUGACACACAAAAAGAAAACUUUUAUCUGCGGGGUCUCCCAUCCCAGCCGUCGCUCAUCUCAGCCAAUCACAGCCUCCCAUCAAUGUCUAGGACAGGUCCAGGACACUCUCAGGGGUCCUGCAACAGGGACAGAGAUCAAGGUAUAGGGACAAGUAUACAUAAAGGUCUUAAGGAUGGAACUGUGGAGAGAGGAGUGGUACCUGUCAAGGACAAAGAAAGAUCCAGUGGCAAACAAGAUGCUAAAGAACAGCGUCAACAACAGCAGCACCAGAACCACCAGACAUCCCAGACCACACACCACCACCAUUCUCACACCCAUCAACAUCAGCCUCACUAUCCACAUCACCCCCUGCCUCUAGAGGAGGUCAAUAGUCGACCCCUGGAGAGACACAAAGCUUCACUCACAAUAGAGUACACUAAAGAUCACCAUCAGAAUAUGAGCAAGCCCCUUAGUGCAUGCUUACAUAAUGGCAAAAUGCCAAAUGGAGAUCCAGGAACUGCAACAGGGUCGAAAGUCUCCUUGCCAAGCUGUGGUGGAGAAGGUACAGCCCUUCGAUCUAUGGGGGAUGGGGGUAGCAGCCAGGGCAGACAUAUAGGGUCCAAUAACAAUGGUCGCUGCACCAAAGAAGGGGUAAGUGGUGAGAUGAGGAUAAGUGAACAGCCUUCUGAUUGUCUGGAAAGGGGUCAGGCACCACUUCACCACUCUCUGCCCUACGUACCCCCACCCUUACACAUGGGCUCUGCUGCCGGAGGCGCACAUAGUCAUCCCCAUCCUCAUGCUCACCCCCAUUCACAUCCUCACCCAGGGGGCUUUCAUUGCCUUCAGCUCCACCCUAGCCAUCCACACCACCCGCAUCAUUCCCACCAUACACACCACCAUCCAGAUUUUUUCUGUCCGCCCCCACCCGCUCCUUUGGCCAACCCUGCCUCACAAGAAAGGGGAACAAUCAAUGUAGGACGGGAGCCUAAAGUUACAGGGCCAACAUUUAUACCAUCUGUGGUAGAUCUAGGGGACAAAUUGAAUGGACCUUUCCAGCUUGGUAACCCUGAUUGCCAUGGUGUGGGAAAUGGAGGAGGUAGCAGUUCCAAGGACAAAGCAAUAGAAAAGAGUGGCAGUGGGCACCAUAGUAACUGGCAGAGAAAACAACAACAGCAACAUCCAUACAGAAAGACAGAGAAGUCUCUAGACUGGAUGCAGUCCCACCAUCAACAUGUUCAGCCCUCACAGCUUCCUCUGCAACCUCAACAACAACAACAAAAACCGCCCCAUUCUCAACAACAGCACCAAGUUGUACGAUCAAGGAGCGCAGAGUGCAUCAACAGUUCAGUGGAUAUGGAUGUGUUCAGACCUUCACUUUCCCAGGGACCAAAGGCAGGGCAUUCUGUCCCUCAUUCUGUUAACUCUUCUCCUUACAGAGACUGUUCCCAUCUGGGACCUCCACCUAAUUCUUCCCCACUUGGAAACAAAAACAUGGCGCAACAUGCAAGUGCUGGAGCAGCGAGUGCUUCUGGAGGUAGCUGCUCCUUACAGAGAGAAGGCCAAAAGGUAGCUAGGAUUCGUCACCAGCAGCAUAGCAGACCUGGCCCAGACACUCCUUCUCCAGCUGAGCUUAACCAGAAUAACAAUCAGGAGCUUAAAAGAAAAAUAGACAUGUCUCCUUAUGGUUAUAACAACAGCAGUGGGCAACACCAUCACCAGCAACCUCCAGUACCUCCCUGGGGUAUGAGGCCUUCCCAUCACAUCUCACAACCUGAGGAGGAGCAGAGGAGGUCCUACAUGGAGUUAGGAGGCUCUACUGGGCAACACCCACAACGACAGCAACAGCAACAACAGCAAGGAAUAGGCCUCUCCACUUCCCAGCCCCCAACUGCACCCACUCUUGGUCAGCAACAGCUGCAGCAGCAACCAGACCCCCAAGGUCUAACUCAGGUUGAAAGCAGUGCUAUGAAGAGCCUGCUGAAGUACAGCAACCAGCAACAGCCAUUGCUUCUUUCUCAGAAGAGUCCAUUUGGGGGGCUGGGAAGUCUCAAAUCGGGCCCAUCGGGGGGCAGCUGUGCCCUGCAGGGCAACAAGCAGACUCUCCCUUCCAGGAAGGGCCCGACUGAUGGCGAGCGCUCCGAUUAUAGUGGACGGAGCCGAGAAAUGGGGGAGGCAGCUCAUGGGGAAAACGAGGUGCGGCAGCCACCGGUGGGAAUUGCAGUGGCAGUAGCCCGACAAAGGGAGCCACCAUGCCGUUCAGGAGAUGGUAACCCCAACAGCCGGCAGGGAAGAGUACAUAACUCUGUGAAAGGACUGCCCCGCUCCAUGUAUCCCUCGGAUCACAAUGAGCAGGAAAGGAAAAGGAUAAGUGAAGAACAAAUGGGUCUCACUUGCCUGGAUAGAGAGAGAGAUGCAUACAUCAGGGAUAAUAAAGGACGUGUGGAAUUUGCAAGGAUCCACCCAUCCUCCAGCUGCCAUGGAGACCUGACCUCUCAUCUCAUGGUCCCUGGCGGGACUCCCCUCCAGUCUAGCCAGUUAGGAGACCCUGCUGCACAUUCUGCUCACCAUCAUUGGAUGCCAAGAACAGGAAGUCCAUCCCUCUGGAUGACAGGACACUCCUAUGCAGGUAUAGGUCAUACACCCUUGCAUCAGAACCUGCCUCCAGGUUUUUCUUCAGCCAUGCCAGGCCCACUGCAGCCAGUCCUUCCUCUGCCACAGGACCCUUCGGGCCAGUUAGUGGUCCUGCCCUCUGAGCCUCCUGCCCAUCCGGCACCUCAUCACCUGGAUGUGAUCGAGCAGCAAGGGCUGUGGCCCCCUGUGUAUGGCGCGCGGGGACCACCCUCCCAUAUGCAACAUCCUGCUGUGUACUCUCGAUCUCAGUUUCUACGGCAACAGGAGCUGUAUGCCUUCCAGCAGCACCAGCAGCUCCAGCAUCAGCACCAGAGUCACCAGUCGCAGCAGCUGCAGCUACCGUCUCAGCCUCAGCAGCAGCACAAAGCUGCACACAACAUGCAGCAUCAAGCCACGCACAAUGAACAGAUAAACAAGAGACCUGACGAGCCACCAGAUGAACUAGAAGAACUGAUUACAGAGCCAAGAUCGUCUAAGCCUACAAAGAGCUACUCUUAUAACCCCCCACAGAGAAGCACCUCACCCCCAGGGGCCUGUGCCACUCACUUGUCCCCUUGUUACCAGUCCCCCUCACUGCCCCAACAUCCCAGAAGCACCCCUUCUACACCCUGCCCAGCUCCCAGCCCGAUGGCGGCCACCCCUCACUCUCCUGUAAUCAGUCCUGCACCGCCUCAGAUGCUCAAGGAUCCUGAAUCCCAAGAAAAGAGAAGUGAGGGACAGGCCCCUCAAGAUUACCCAGAUUCUCUGGAGCCUGAUUUGCCACCUGGAUAUACGUACCCAGCUAUUGCCCUGGGCUACAGAAAUGGAACAUCCCCGCAGAAUGUUCGCCUGGCUGAGCCGGCCGACCUAGAAGCGGUGCAAGCGGAACCUACUGAGCAUGCUCCCCAGUCUCUUACUAGUAUAGGGGAGGAGUUAGACUGCCAAGUCUCAGUCAUACCCCUUGCAGAACCACUCCCACUCAAGGAAGUGGAGCCAGAAGAGGAGGAAAGUGUGAAUGAGAGAGCUCUAGAACUAAGGGAGGAGGUGGAGGUCACGGCGGUAAUAGCAGCCAACUAUGUGUCUGAAGAGGAGGGAGCAGAUGAACAGGGUUCAGCUGAGGCAGAUGUGCUGGCUUGCCCCCCUGCUGUGAGUUCAGUGUGUGAGACGGCUUCCUGUCCAGUUCCCCUCAUGACAGAGCAGACUAGUGGGCUGGAGGCUGUCAUUACUUUAGAAGAUGAUGAUAAGGCAGGUGGUGAGGAGAGUCAGGUGAUACGAGAUCAAAAGGUCAACCUGCAUGCAGAGCAGGAACCAGAACUGCCUGCCAUCAUAGAGCUUGACCCUGCUUCCCCUGCUGCUUAUGAGUCGCCAUGCCCGCAGCCAGAGGUAGCAAGGGAGAGUGAGCAUGAGAACAAGAUGACCCCAGAAGAUGCCUCGGUAGAAUUUCUGUGUCCUUCACCUGCCUCAUCUUCUUCCUGCCGCCCUAGCGAAGAAACAGUUGCUGUGCACUACAAACCUUAUGUGCCCUGCUACUGGAGUCUGGAGCUGCUGAUUGCUGCUGCUUUUUGCACAGAUGUACCCCCAUUUCCCUUGUUUGUCCAUAGCACGCCAUCAACUGUGCCAUCACAGUGCACCCCCAACCAGGGUAUGGAGCUUCUAAGUGAGCUGGCAGAUCUGGAGCUGCAGCAGAUGAAGCACAUCUGUGGGAAAACCCCAGAGGAGGAUCUGCUCAUGUUUGAUCUCCAAAGCCUUGCCACCCUGGCCACUGCCCGUGCAUUGGAGGUGGGAUCCCAGGAAAGCAGUAAAACUGGUCCAGAACAAAACUUUACAGGUCGUAGGAUCUUCAAUUUACGAAGAAAGUUCAGCUUGGUGCCUCGCAAUGAGCCGGUAUGCCCAGCUAAGGUUAGCAUGGAAACAAUGGAUGGCUCUGAGCUUGCAAUGCGUGUAAAAUUGGCUGAGAUACAGCGCCGCUACAAAGAGAAACAAAAGGAGCUGGCCAAACUUCAGAGGAAGCACGAUCAUCAGAAGGAGGAAACACCUCGUAGCCCUGCAAGACGAGGGCCUGGACGUCCAAGGAAGAGGAAACCCUCCCUAACCACGGGUCCUGUGUCCUCAAAUGAGGGCCAAAGGAAAGUCAAGUCGGCGGGGGUGGGGCUCAGCUCACCACCUGAGGACCUAGGAAGGUUUGGAGAAACUCAGAGAAGGAAGAAGAGGCUGUCUGGUCAAGGCUUUGAGCGACUCAGCAGUGCACAGCAGAUAAAAGCACAGGGGUACAGAAAAAGCAGUGUUCACAGCGUGCUCAGCUCCAAGCUGGCUGGUGAUGUGACUCAUCUCAAACAGAAGGCCCCAGCUAAAAGGAAUCUCUCAGCAACAGGCUCCAGGGACAAGAACAGCUCAAACCUCAAGCAUGCACAAAGACGUCAGGGUAGAAUCAAAGGUGAAUCCAGGCGAGAGUCAGGAGGACAAAGUGAUACAGCAGCCAGUGGUGAUAGUACUACGCAAGAAAGCUGGUCAGGACAGGUGCGCCAUGGAAGUAAGAAAGGGUCCACGCAGGCACAAGGUUCCUCCUACUUUAACCAGACUCGAUCAAAGGUUCCACUUGGUCAUAGACAGGAAGCCGCAAAGGAGGAAGACAGCUCCUCAGCAGAGAGUGACUCCUCUGACCAAGAAAACGAAGAGGAGGAGGGAAGUUAUGAGACAGAUGAAGGUCAAGAUUACAGAACCCAACCUCCACGAGACAUCACUUCAUGCUCCUCCAUGAUGGGCCCCAGUCCUUCAUCUAUUGUGAAACUGGAGGCCAACCAGAAGGCCAGAAACAAAAAACAGAGGCAGGAGCUGUAUGGCUCCCAGAUUCUCUCAGUAGCAGAGAGUGAAGUCAAAGUGAAGAAGAAACCCAAUAAUAGACUGGGGAUUGUCCCUGCUGUGAAAAACCACCAACACCUGCGGCCUGAGGGAGGUAGGCGAACAUGUGGACCCAGGUCAAAGGAAUCCAGGUGGGGGAACCUCGGGACGAGAGUCCACCGCUACAGGAAGACCUUUGGAAUGGCUACCUUCCCAACAACCAGUGAGAGGCUGAAGAGGGCAACACGCAAAAACACAAUGUUGAGGGGAACAAUCAGUAAGAGGAGAAGCUGCUGGUCAGUCGGAGCAUCAUCUAUGCAGAACGACGAUAGAAGCAGAGGACAGAAAAGCAUGGACCAACAGUCAAAGGGACGAGCUGUGAGUCGCCUCCUGGAGAGCUUUGUGGCUGACGAGGGCUUUCAGAUAGAUGGCAGCAGCUUCUCAGAGGAGGAGGAGGAGCACCGCAGUCCUUCAAACAAGAGAAAUUUGAAAAUUCCUAAUUGCUUCCUGACCAAAGAACACUUAUGUGAUGGACUAAAGGUGCUGAUCUCCAAGGAGGAUGAGCUUCUAUACGCUGCCAGGGUCCACACUCUGGAGAUCCCAGACAUCUUUAGCAUUGUUAUCCAUGGUGAAAGGGGAAACCGACCCAGAAUCUAUUCAUUGGAGCAGCUGCUGAAGGAAGCUGUCUUGGAUAUACGUCCAGAGUCCGAGGCGGUGCUCACUGACGGAACCAGAGUGUGUGCUUAUUGGAGCGAACGCUCACGGUGCCUGUACCCAGGCUACGUUCGCAGAGGUGGUUCAGUUGGUGAGGGGAAACCAGGAGUAAUGGUUGAGUUUGAUGAUGGAGAUCGAGGGAAGAUUUCUCUCCCAAACAUCCGACUUCUUCCUCCAGGGUAUCAGAUUCAAUGUGGGGAGUCAUCUCCUGCCCUGCUGGUACCAAGCGGAACGUCAAACAAGAGAAGUUCCAGUCUGGAGCAGGCCCCGAUCAGUGACAGGCAACCUGACAUACUCAGCUCCACCAAUUCCAUACCGAACACCCAAAGCCUAACUGUUAUUAAAAGAAGACCUGGACGACCUAAGGGAUCAGGGAAGAAACAAAAGCAGCAGCAGGCAGAAAAUGCCAACAAAAAUUCUCCAGCUUUCCUGGGUUGGGGUUCGCUGGCUAACACUCGGAAGAGACCAGUUGACAGUCUGUUUCAGUUCAAUGGGGCACCCAGGAAGGUUUUAAGAGGAAAGGAGGACGCCUUGUUUUCUUUGCCUCAGACACAGCCCCUGGCCUCCCAACCAACCAAAGGCCUUUUCAGCAGCAGUUCCUUCGAGGUGGAUUCUUUUAGAAGCAUUGCAAAUGGUUAUUCCUCCUUCUGUACUCAGUCUGCAGGGGCAGGCCCUGGUUUAUCUCUGGUGCCCAGGAGUGGAAUGUACAAUGAGAAGCGUAGGCAAGAUGAAAUGGUUCCACCAAGGAGCAGAAAGUCUGGACAGGAGUUUCUUAUUAAAUUGGACCAUGAAGGAGUGACAUCUCCCAAGACAAAGAACAGCAAGGCACUGCUGUUGCGAAGCGAAUAUUCCAGUGUGAGUGGUAUGCCUAAAACUGAGGCGUACUCUCACCCAGUCCUGUUGGUUAAAGACAACAAGAAAGGUGGUGCCUCCAGAGUGGAACUCCUCCUAAAAGGAACUGUUCCACAAAGAAAGCCCUCUCCUUCUCUGCAGCAGGAAAAAUAUGGCGAUCUGGGGUUUAGUUCUCAUAGAGAGUGUCACCCUUCCUACUCUGACCUGGAUGACGAAGAGGAAGAGGAACAGAGGAGGCGGGCUGCACUGGCUGUAGCCACAGGAAGACUCAGGAUGCCUGGCCGUUUUCUUUCUCGUCUCUCUGUCUCCUCCUCCUCUUCUGGUUCUUCAAGUUCUUCCUCUUCAGGCUCCCUCUCCAGUUCCAGCUUGUGUUCAUCUGACAACGAUUCAUCCUACAGCUCAGACGAUGAGGAUAGUUCAACCCUGAUGCUGCAGACUUGCCUGUCGUCUCACCAGGGGCUGCUACCAUCCUCAUCUGAACCCUCCACUUCUACAAGGCCACGGCAGCGCUCCUUUGUCGCCAAGGCGGUCGCUGUUUGCAGUGCCAAAGGAAGCCCCUCUGAACAGUUGUCCAACAGCAAGUCCUUGAAGAGGAAAGAAGGCAUGACUGCAGUCUCUAAACCAACAAAGGAAUGCAUGAAGAAACCCCGGAUGCUUCCAGAUGACACUUCAUUUAUUCCAAGGCCCAAGGUAUCUGCAUUCCUCGCUGGCCGGCAGAUGUGGAGGUGGUCUGGAAAUCCUACACAGAGACGAGGAUUAAAGGGCAAGGCCCGAAAGCUUUUCUACAAGGCCAUUGUGCGAGGAAGAGAUAUCGUGAGAGUUGGUGAUUGUGCCGUUUUCCUCUCGGCUGGACGUCCUAACCUCCCAUAUGUGGGUCAAAUUGAGAAUUUCUGGGAAUCCUGGACCUCAAGAAUGGUUGUCAAAGUCAAAUGGUUUUACCACCCCGAGGAGACCAAACUAGGCAAGAGGCAUCGCGAUGGCAAGUAUGCCCUUUACCAGUCCUGUCAUGAGGAUGAGAACGAUGUCCAGACAAUUUCUCACAAGUGCCGGGUGGUGAGCAGGGAGGAAUACGAGUGUCUGACGCGCAAUCAGAAGCCGAACACUACUUAUCCAGACCUCUACUACCUGGCUGGGACGUACGAUCCCACCACGGGUCAGCUAGUCACUGUAGAAGGGGUUUCUAUCAUGUGCUGAACCGCCAUAGGGACACUACUGAAGGACAUCUUAGAAAGAAGGCUUGUGAAUAGAAAACGAUUCCAUGGGUGUGUUUGAAGGGUCCACUAACUGAAUGUCAGUCGCCAAAUCCGGAUCGUCUGCGAUUACACACUGGAGUAUGCUGGCAUCUACAAAAGUCCGGGUCUUCCUGGGGAUCACAAACUUGAAAAAGUGGUGUUUCAAUUCCAUAAUGAAUCUAUUUUUUAAAAAAAGAUCUCUCUCUUUCUCUCUCUCUCAACUGAAAACUUUAAGACUUCUACUUUUGGCUCUUAUCUAUUGUUACAGAAAGAGAGUUGUGAUCGCACUGGAUUGUGCAAAUUAACACAAGGCCCAAAUUGUCACUGUUGACUGUGUUUCAAAAGGCUGGCCUUGUCUGAGUGAAUGGAAGGAAAACGUAAGGCAUGUGCGGCGUCUUCAUGCCAUUUCAUUCCAGGGAAGCUGAAAAGAUGUAAAGGUAAAAAAGUGUGAAGUUGAAAAUGUACAUAUUUUGAAAUCUUCCCCAAUCAAGCCAUACACUUCAGUACCUCUCACCUGUCUUAACUGUUCAGGUGUACAUUGUACGGUUCAGUUAUUGUAUUGUCUCUUGUCUAUAUGUACAUAAAAGCUAUUUUAUAUAGGAGUUUAUUGUAUAUAUGAGAUGUAUCUUUCCAUGUUUGCAAUUGAUCUAUUUUUAUAUGGGUGUAGACUACAUUGCAUUGUGUUGUUACUUUCCCUUUGCUUUGGAAAGUUGGGAUUGAAGAGAUUAGUGUUGCACUGCAUAUGCCCUGCUGAGACAGACCGAGAAAGAGAGAGCACAGACGGAGACAGAAGGAUUUAAUCUGUAACGGGAGAAGACUCACUUUCUCAAAGAAAGUAAUCGUCCUGUUAAAAACAAGUGUUUUCUUUUUAAGUGUUACUAUGUUUUCAUAAAAAUCUUUCUUUUGUUUCUUAUUUAAUUCAUGCAUCAUCAUCAAAAUGCAGAUCCCACUGGACUGCCGUCACGGGUCAAAAAUGAGUGUACCAUUAUGAGAAAAUAUUUGUGUGCGAUAAGUGUUCUGGCAUCACUAUAAUCAUGUCCACACAAAUAAAUAAAUAAAACCUAGGUCUUUCAAUGAAUAUUUGUUUAUUGGGUGUUGCACUCAUCAGAGCAUAGUUUAGCACAUUAUGGCCUACAAAAUACCAAAGUGUCUUCUUAUUGAAGCACCUGGGUUACUGAAAUUCAGAUCAGAAAUCACUGGUAACAUUUAAGAAUGCUUGUCCUCCACUGUGUGCAUAUAUAUUGGCUCUGCAUCGUGACAAUGGUUUGUUGCAAAUGUACCUGCAGGUUUGUUUAGUGCAAAAAUAUGCACAAAAAAUGCGACCUCUAGGGAUGUGACAAUGAAGGUCAAAAUACUGGCAAUGGUACAUGUUGGAAGUUUGUUUGAAAUUGAUUAUUUUACUUUCAUUUGCAAUCUGUGUCUAUUUUGUACAGUCCAUACACUAUCUCAGUGCUAACUGUGAAGGACAAUCAGGUUCACAAAGCAAUGGACAAAGUAGGUUCACUCAAUCUGAAAAGUUUAUUUAAUUUGUGCCAAGUACUUUUUUUCUAUUUUUGUUUUGUCUGAUAUGCAAGCUUGAGUAUUUCUUGUUUUUGUUGAAAGUUUUAUUUUGUUUGCCAACGUUUUAUUUAUUGUCAAUUUUGCUGUUUGUUCAUGCCAAGAGAGCUUUAUGAAAAUGUAAUGUUUUUUUUUAUUUUAUUUUUAUUUUGUGGUGUGCUGUCGCAUUUCCAUUCUGGUCCUAUAGAGGCCAUCUAGUGAAAAGAAAUAAAGCAACACUGGAUUCUUCUAA